AUGGAGUUAGCAUCAACAUCCUCAAUGUCCUCAUCGGCGCCCAAUUCUCCCGCCCCACGGCGACCGAAUCGUGCGAAUCGCAACAUCAACAACCUCAAUCUUAAUCCUCUGACGCCCAUUCUCCCUGAGGAGCACAAGCAACGCCAUGCCAAUCGCCGCGUGGAGGACUUCAUCCCUCCCUACACAUCCUCCACUCUCUGCCGUCGAUCUGCCCCGCCAACGCCUGGCCAGUCCCUCUUCUCUCACCAGCCGGGCCCUGGGGAGAACUCUUGGGUUCGGCCCCCGCGGCGGCGCGGCGCCUCUGCCCCGGGUCUGCAGACCCGUCUCGUUGCCUUACAACAAUAUAAGCAAUGCCCAACAGACUUCUACUUUCAGCCAGGGGGGAAGACGCGUCCCUUCCCGCAGGCGCCACUGUCCGAGGUACUGGAGCGUGCCGGCGCCUGGCUGACGAACACUGUCCGCGAGGAGACGGGCUCCACCUACUUGGUUCGCAGCGCAAAGUCAAUGACUGACCUUCAGGAGGCGUCCGCGGCCAUCAGUGGAGAGCUGCCACUGGACGACUUCCGCAAGAGAUGGUGGGAUGACUAUGAGAGGAAGGAGAAGGAGAGGGAGUUGGAGCGCACCAAUCCGGAGCUCGCCAAGGCUCGCCGCUUGGAGAUGGCGCGCCUGCAGCGCGAGCACGAGCGUGCAAAGCGCUGGCUGCAUGAGAAGCGCUGGGCAGAGCGACGUUAUAUUAAACACGGUACCGGUACCUGGCAGUCUCUGUCGGCACCGCUCAGCCGGAUCGGCAGCCAGAUGAGCAUUGGCACGGGCGGCAACAGCGAGACGUAUGGCCUGCCCCCGGGCGUCCUCAUGACCCCGGGUACCGGCGUCAUCACUAUGACGGGAGACCUCGGUUAUGAAGAGAUCGAGAAAGAGGUCAAGGAGAUCGAGGCGGAGGAGGCUGCGCGCGACGCAGAGGACGAGGAAUACUUCCGUAUGACUGGUCAGGUCGAUCCGCGCACCCUUAAGGCGCUUGAAAAACCGCUCCCUCCCGAGGCUGAGCAGCCGCCGGCUCUCGAGGCUGUUGAACGCGACAUCCGCACGUUACUGAGGCGCCAACGGAAUGGCAUCACGGGCGGAUGGUUCGGCAAGAUGCUCGGUAUUCGUAGCUACCGUCUGUCUGGCGACACCGAGGAGGAUAAGCUGAAGGAGGGCGAUUUCGACGAGCAGGAUUAUUGGGAGGCUGGCCAGCACGAGUCUGGUGUGUACUACUUCGGUAACGAAGACCUGUCCAGCGAUGAUCACCGGCCGCUCGACGAAUGGGGGAACCCGUUGACAUCGCCCAGGUAUCUACCAGUCCCCGGUUCUCUCGUAUGGAUCGAUGCCCAAUAUGAAGCGGCCGACAUGGAGGAGGCGGGUCUGAUAGAACCGGCGCCGGAGCAAGCAACUUGGGUGGAGGAUAUGGCCUGGUUGUUCAGGUUGGCCAAGAGUCUGCUUUUUUCGUGA
This is a messenger RNA of Thermochaetoides thermophila DSM 1495, 1488 nucleotides long. RefSeq lists its product as uncharacterized. Bases 1 to 1488 code for a protein of 495 amino acids. The record is from RefSeq and is a predicted model, not a curated record. NCBI's taxonomy places the organism in Eukaryota, Fungi, Ascomycota, Sordariomycetes, Sordariales, Chaetomiaceae. The transcript has a single exon.